This is a messenger RNA of Cladophialophora psammophila CBS 110553, 1716 nucleotides long. RefSeq lists its product as uncharacterized. NCBI's taxonomy places the organism in Eukaryota, Fungi, Ascomycota, Eurotiomycetes, Chaetothyriales, Herpotrichiellaceae. Gene Ontology annotation, cellular component: nucleus. Gene Ontology annotation, molecular function: zinc ion binding; DNA binding. The transcript has 2 exons. Gene Ontology annotation, biological process: DNA-templated transcription. The coding region runs from base 1 to 1716 and encodes 571 amino acids. The record is from RefSeq and is a predicted model, not a curated record.
AUGGACAAAAUAAAUCAGUCAAUCCAGGACGUCCUCAACCAUGUCCGACCUGACAUUGCCGCCGCAUCAAGUACUGUCCUCGAAGCCCCGGCUCGUGACGCGGGUCCAUCAGGAAGAAAUGGCCCAGAGGCCCAAAUGUGGCAACCGUCACAGCAACUACCCGAAAUGCCUUACUUCCCUGCCAGUCCGCUGAUAGAACGCCUACCUGCUCCUUUGAGUCUGCCAUCCCUAGACCUUACCGAGAGGGGGCUACCACCUGGACAGGUGGUGCAGGAGCUCGUCGAGUUGUUCUUCGAAGUCGUUUAUCCAUACAUCCCUUUGUUCUGCAAACAGAACUUUACCGCCAACAUGUUUACCCCAGAGCGCCAGAUCCUGCUUCACGGUAUCGUGCCGGUGUCUUUCCGUUUUUGGAGGAAACAGGCUCCUUCUCCCGAAGAGCGGGAUAGCUUCGUGAAAUUCUCCCGCGAGCAGGUCUUGUUGAAGACCGUCGACACCUGUACUUUGGUCUCUACUCAAGCGCUCGCCCUCUUAGCCCUGGAUGCCAUCGGUCAAGGGCCAGGUCCGAGAACGUUGAACUUGACGGCCAUGCUUGUCACGGCGGCCCACCAGCUGGGUCUCGGGAAGAGUCAUUCUCCGACGACGCCAGAGACCAACACUCCGCUGGUAAGGAAUGAAGACCCCGAUGAUGGGAUGGACUCGUCGAAUGUCGCGGUGGAGGAGAAGCGGCGCCUGUUCUGGGCAAUCUACAGCCUGGAUCGCUUCUCAAGCGUCUCUCACGGACAGUCCGGUGGCAUCGACACCAAGACCAUCAAACUGCCCUAUCCGUCGAGUGACGUGGACUGGGGUCAGACAAUGACGCCCGAGUGGUUCCAAGCCGGAGUGCAGGCGAAGCCCGCACAUACCCACUGCCCUGCUAGUCUGUGGCAUCAUAACAUUGAUUUGCUUGCAUUGCUGGAUCGCUCAAAUCAGCUCCUCAUCCAGCCAGUCAAUUUGUCGCUUCCUGCUCACUGCCAGGAAUGGCAGAGCAUCUUUCGGCGACUGGACAUCACAAUGUCCACCUGGUUCGAGAAUCUGCCCAAAGAGGUCCGAGAGCGGCCAGCCUCGUUUGAUCCGAUGUGGUUCAUGCUCCAUGCCACCUUUCAUCUCAUCAACAUUCGAAUGUACACGGUUGCCGCAUUCCCAUCUACCACGUCACCUUAUCUCAGACCGUCUGCGUCGGCUCGCGGCCGUUGCCGCCAGGCCAUCAGAACCGUGGCGUCACUGGCGAGCUCGCUGCAGACGCAAGAGCUUGACCGGCUCCAUCCAAUGUUUGCCUUUGUCGUAUGGGUGGCUGCGAGAAGUCUUAUCAUUCUCUGGACGACGGGCUACGAAAAUGCCUACGGGUCCACGCCGACAGACCUAGAGCCUUUGCUCAAUGUUCUGAGACACAUGGCCACCCGAUGGUUGUGCGCUCAGCGAUAUGCCGACAUCAUCCAGUUGAUCUUGGACACAAAGAACAAUCCCGGUGGACCCACAGGGCUUGAAAUUUUCAACGACACGAGACGAACUUCCUACGGGCUCCAAAACUUGCUCGGUACUUUGGUGGUUCACCGGGCGCCAGAGGCCUUCCCCAAUUCUUUUGACUUUCUCGACAUUUCUCUUCUUGACGUGGGCGAGUUGAGUGUUCCACGGAUGGGGGGAGUCUUUGGAGCAGAAAAUGACGGCGAGUGGCUGUAA